This is a messenger RNA of Scophthalmus maximus (turbot), 674 nucleotides long. RefSeq names its product thioredoxin-like 4B (gene txnl4b). Lineage: Eukaryota; Metazoa; Chordata; Actinopteri; Pleuronectiformes; Scophthalmidae. The record is from RefSeq and is a predicted model, not a curated record. The coding region runs from base 67 to 516 and encodes 149 amino acids. The transcript is spliced from 3 exons. Gene Ontology annotation, biological process: mRNA splicing, via spliceosome. Gene Ontology annotation, cellular component: spliceosomal complex; U5 snRNP; U4/U6 x U5 tri-snRNP complex.
CACACUGACAAUGACAUUUCCUUCCGGUAACAAAAUAAGAGGAGCUAGUUUUGUUAGCCUGCGAAAAUGAGUUUGUUUUUGCCUAAAUUAACUUGCAAAAAAGACAUAGAUGAAGUGAUCAAAGGUGUUGCAGAGAAGGUUGUAGUUCUGAGGUUCGGCAGAGACGAAGACUCAAUUUGUCUGCAGCUCGAUGAGAUUUUGUCAAAAACUGCCCACGACCUCAGCAACAUGGCGUCGAUCUACAUCGUCGAUGUGGAUAAAGCUCCGAUUUACACGAGAUACUUUGACAUCAGUUACAUCCCCUCCACGGUUUUCUUCUUCAACGGGCAGCACAUGAAAGUGGAUUAUGGCUCCCCAGAUCACACCAAAUUCAUCGGCAGUUUUAAGACGAAGCAAGAUUUCAAGGACCUGAUUGAAGUCAUAUACAGAGGAGCCAUGCGGGGAAAGAUGAUUGUCCAGAGUCCCAUAGAUCCUCAAAAUAUUCCCAAAUUCGAUCUCCUCUACCAUGGAAUUUAGACGCAACACGACCACUGUGUGGCCUUGUGAAACUCUUCAUCGUCUUGUGGCAUUUUGUUAUUUCCCACGGAAAUCAGCUGUGUAUCAGCAGAGAGAUGCAGUAAAUUUAUCCAAUGUACAUGCUCUGCUGUGAAAAUAAACUUUUAUAUUUUAUCAUG